Molecule: messenger RNA, 3147 nt
Organism: Sinocyclocheilus grahami
Lineage: Eukaryota; Metazoa; Chordata; Actinopteri; Cypriniformes; Cyprinidae
Product: MAP7 domain-containing protein 1-like
Exons: 19
Coding region: 272-2605 (777 amino acids)
Biological process (GO): microtubule cytoskeleton organization
Cellular component (GO): microtubule cytoskeleton
Source: RefSeq, a predicted model, not a curated record
UUCAGCUAGCGGCUGCUGUGCGGUGGGUAGGGCCCCGGACCUGGGCCCCCCUCUUUCUCUAUCUUUAGUUUUCAUAGCUGAGAUCACACAUUUCAGUGGGAAUAACGAAUGUAAUCAAUCAUCGAUCGUAUUACUCUAUUAAUUGAGCGCAACUGUUUGUUAUUGACCAGAUUUAAAGGGCCACUGCAUUCGGGUGUGUUCAUAAGUGGGAGUUCCUCUUUUUUACGCGUCUCUUUUGGACCCUGUAAUGGAAUAACUGAGACUGCAAACCAUGAACAAAAUGGAGAACAAGGCUCUAGAGAGCAGCUUUGAAGAAAAACUUACGCUGUCAGACAAAGUUCUCACAUCUCCUCCAGGGACGAGCGGCACGCUUCAGAAAGAGAUUGAGUUGGACAGUGAGAUCCUGAAAGCUGACGACACAACGGUCACAGACUCCUCCCUCAUAACAGACCCUCCCUCAAAAACAGAACCAAUCAAAUCUGACCCGAGACCCGGCACACCUGGAUCCAGCCCCAACCCGCCGACAAAAAAAGAUGGGAUGAGUUCAGAGCAACGGCAGAAACAAGCCAAAAAGCGACGAGAGGAACGGGCCAAAUAUUUGGAACAGCGAACUCAGGAGCAAGCGGCCAAGAAAGCUCAGUGGUUGGAGAAGGAGGAGAAGGCACGGCGUUUGCGCGAGAGCCAGUUAGAGGAGCGCAGAAGGAAGUUAGAGGAGCAGCGACUGAAGACGGAGAAACGAAGAGCUCUACUGGAGGAAAAACAGAGACAUAAACUAGAGAAGAACAAGGAGAGGUAUGAAUCUGCCAUAAAGAGGUCAACCAAAAAAACGUGGGCUGAGAUCCGUCAGCAGAGGUGGUCAUGGGCCGGCGGCUUGAACCAGACCUCCCGCAGAGAGAGCAGAUGCUCGGCCUCCACGGUCAACCUGCCACGGCAGACGGAGCCUGUGAUUAACAACAGGCUAUCCAAGUCCUCGGCCACGCUCUGGAACUCGCCCUGCAGAACCCGCAGCUUGCGUCUGAGCCCGUGGGAGAGUCGCAUCGUGGAGAGGUUGAUGACGCCCACCCUUUCAUUUCUGGCUCGCAGCCGGAGCGUCGCCACCCUCCAGAACAGCAGCGACCCCCAUCAGUGUUCCCGCUCUGCGUCCGUAUCUCCUCUGACGCCCUGCUCCCAUCAUCAUCCUCACCAGCACAGCGCUGAACGCUGGAGGGUCUCGGCCAGCACACCUGACAUCACACAACGCCAGCAGAGACGCAACUCUACACCGUUUGAGAAGAAGAAGAAAGAAAAGAAAGACAAGGAACGAGAGAACGAAAAGGAGAAGAGCGCCCUGUCUAAAGAAAAAGUGGAGAAGAAGAGACCGUCCCAAUCCAUAACCAGAACGAAAACAGAAGCCAGCCCAAAUAUCAGAGCUAAAAACAGAGCUUCAUCACCUGCGACGUCCAGGAGUCGCCCCUUCUCCCCCAAUCCAGCGGUGUCCCCCAAACCACCCUCAUCUGCGGGCCGGACUCCUCCAGGCACCAAGACCCGGCCUAAACGCGCUCAGACUCCCGCCCGCGUGCAGGCCCCCGCCGUUGCUGCUGUCGCCAUGGAAACCAAGGAGCCCCAUCAGGCUGACCCUCCCAAGGACACAAAGACUGCUCCCAGUAUUCCUGACAUCACCGUCUCGUCUGCUCCGGCCACGCCCCUUACUCCCUCUGCUCCAAUCACAGCAGCUCCUCAGACACCAGAGGCGGCCAAUUUGGCAGCCACACCUUCCCGAUCACUCUCUCCUGAGCCCGGCCCUCCGAUCGCCAAGCCCAUGGCUGGGACCAAUGAUCCCGAGGAGGCGGCCCGCGUGCUGGCAGAGAAGAGACGUCAGGCCCGUGAGCAGAGAGAGAGGGAGGAGCAGGAGAGACGAGAGCAGGAGCAGAAGAGCAGAGCACUGCGUGAGGAGCACGCCAGACGUGAGGAGGAGGAGAGGAGGCGCAGGGAAGAGGAGGCGCGCUUCAUGGCAGAGCAACAGCGUCUGCAGGAGGAGAAGGAGGAGCAGGAGAGAGCACAAGCCGAGCAGGAGGAAAACCUGCGUCUGCAGAGACAGCGAGAGGAGGCCGAAGCCAAAGCCCGAGAGGAAGCAGAGAGACAGAGGACAGAGAGAGAGAAACACUUCCAGAAGGAGGAACGGGAGCGUCUGGAGAGAAAGAAGCGUCUGGAGGAAAUCAUGAAAAGGACUCGUAAGAGUGACGCAGGGGGACAGAAAGACGUUAAGGCUCCAGCUCAAGUGAACGGCAGAGUCUCUGACAGCGUAAUCCAGAAAAAUCCGUCAGAAACUCUGCAUAGUGGUGCGACAAAUUUUAACCAAUCACAAGGAGACAUGAAAAUGAGCUCUGUGUCCUGGGACGCGGCACCCGUCGUUAACGGCGUCCAGCCCACUAAGCAUCAGAAUGGACUGUCCUCCAAUGGAGAGGCAGCAGACUUUGAGGAGAUCAUCAAGCUGUCCAAUCACAGUGGCAGUGGAAACAGUGGGCAGGGCCAACCUGCUGACCCAAUCAUGGCCUUUGAAGGAGGGGAACCGUUCAUGAUGAAGGCGGGGCCUAUGAAACCUCAACAUGUGGCAGAGGUCCUGUGAGAGAGCAGAGCCUUCUGUCAGAGAAGAGAAGCCUUACGCUACCACUGCUUCCACCUCGACGUGUGCCAAACCGACAAACAGACUGCUUUAACUAUAGAAACACAGCAAGACAGAAACUGCCGAUUUCUGUGGAAGCACUUUGAGGAAGCGAAAGAAGUGGAGGAAAACCUUAAAAAGACACUUAUAUACCUAUAAGACGUUUGCAAAAAGUCUCUGUCUAUUUCACUGUGUGUCAUGGCGCAAAAUUGUUGAAUUUGUUUAAAAAGUCACCUGCCGAUUAUGUGGUGCACCUUAAAAGAGUCACUAUAUGAUGAAUUUUUGAACUUGGAAAUACACAAUGUUUGGCUAUCAUUAGGAUAUUAAUUAUUAUUGUUAUUGUUGUUGUUAUGAUGUAUUGUUACUGUUCUUUUAAGUAGAAAAACGUGUGUCUUGAAUUAUUGCGUUAUUUAACAUGUGGAGCAUCAGAAGGGGGUGAUAUUCUGUAUGUUAAUGUAUAUUUGCCUGAUUAUGACAGACCUGUGGAAUAAAUCUUUAUGAAAGGG